UACAUUGGUAAGUCAGUCCAUCCGCACGGAAUAUACUUACGUUCACUCUAUACGUGCGCGUCGAUUGGCCAUAGAGAAUGAGUAUUACUCUUGUAUUCAGAUAGCAUAAUGAUUACGUGCGAAGACUAAACUUACCUGCAUUUCAAUGGAUAUAACCCCAUGAUUUCAAUUUUUGAAGUCGUUAUUGGAUAACUAUUCCGUAAUUUACAAUCCAUGCCACGGAUUUCAUUGGAAUAAUACACUUUAGGUGCUAGUUCAGAUGCUGGAAAAAUGAUUUCAAAGUGGAUUGUCGUUUUCACGUGCACCGUUUUGAUCCUGUCGAUCGUGUACUCAGCGACGGGACUACCCCUCAACAAAGUUGGCCCACCCCGGCUUGAAACGGAAAGCUCAACACUCCUCAUAUCUCAAAAUAAUACACUCCAACUCAGCUGUCAUGGAGGUUUUAGACUGGACUGGAUUUAUCCAUAUGAGAUAGAAAGGACUAGAAUAUCAAUUGAGCAGGAGCAUUGCUCAGCGUGUAGUCCCAAAAGACACAGAAGUGUACUUACCAUAGCAAGUGCAGAUGUUGGUGACACUGGAAAAUAUCAGUGCUUAUACAAGAAAUAUGAUACGAAAAUUAAUAAUGAGACAUCUGCAAAAGUUUAUGUUUAUAUUAGCUCACCAGAGCACUUAUUUGUGCCACCAGAAUGGACACAAAACAAUAUUUACCGUGGGCAGCCAUUUGUCCUGCCCUGUCGGACAACUAGCCCCAACCUCAAUGUGACUUUGGUGCAACGUGGCACCGGAAGGGAUAUCACGGAUCAUCGUUACCAUAGAUACGACCCUAAGAAGGGCUUUCAUAUCUCAGCUAAUCAUCAUGAAUUAGAUGGUCAUGUUUGCUGUAAGGCCCAAAAUGGAGAACACAUUGACAGAUCAUGUUUCAAUCUUAACUUUCAAGAGCAAGCACCAGUGUUGGAGCCUCGAGUAUCUAUCAGCACUACUGAGGUUCUUGAGGGUUGGGAAGGGUUCAGUGUAAGCUGUGAGGUCUCGGCACCUGCUGAUAGUCUACUGGACGACCUAUCUUGGGAUUACCCUGCUGAGAUGAUUGCAGAGCGUCAAGAUAGCAACUACAAGAUAGUGACUGAUGGGAGCACGGAAUCAGUAAGAGGUUCUAGCUUGGCAAUGCAGAAGUAUGUGAGUACUCUUAAUGUGGUACGUGCUCACAGCUAUGACAAUGGAACGUAUGUCUGCAUCGCUACAAACUUCUGGGAUAGCUACUUUGCUGAGGCAUCUAUCAAUGUCAUAGGGGUAACACAUCUGAAGAGAAUUGGUCCUCCUAGGAUCAGAAGCAACACCACAGAGAGAUUCCUUCGCGAGAAUUCUACUCUAGAGAUCCGCUGCACUGGAGGUGUAGCUCUAGAAUGGAUCUAUCCUGAAGCUGUCAGGUCAAGGGUUAGUUUGGGCUCUCAGGCCUGUCCAACAUGUGAUAGCAAUGCCCACUUCACCAGUACGCUGACCGUCCGAAGUGCUAGACCACAGGAUAGUGGUCAGUUCCAAUGUAUCUACAGCCGUUAUGUGGAUCAUAUUAAUAAUGCCACAGCAGCAGAAAUCAACAUCUUUGUAGCAGCAGAUAAUGCUCAGUUACAUAGUAAAGGUCCUCCCAUCAUCCAUGUCAACAACUCCCAUAUCAUACAAAACGAGUACCAGAACCUGGAACUCCGCUGCACUGGGUCCUCAACAAUAGACUGGUCCUGGCCUCAGGAUGCCACUGAGCGAGUAGAACAAAGAUCCAUUGAAUGUCCUACCUGUCCUGUGGCCUUACAAUCUACCAGCACCCUGAAAGUAUCCAAUGCCAGUUACAAAGAUACUGGUUUCUAUCGAUGCUUCUACUCACGAUUCUCAGACAGACUCACGCCAGAGACAAGCGCAGAGGUUUAUGCCUAUAUCACAUCUGAUGUUGAUGCCAUGAAGCUGUUUACCAUCAAUGGUUGGUAUUACUGGGCCAAAAUCAUCACUGGCUCAUCCUACACCAUCCCAUGUACCGUGACUGAUCCUCGUAUCAACGUCACUCUAGAGUACGGCAAUGAGAUCUUAUCAGAAGAGGGAUCUGUGAUCACCUACGAUCCUAGAGUAGGCUUCAAAGUACCUGGUGACUAUAAGCACACCCAGUAUAACGAUAAUCUCAUCUGCAAGGCCAGGAAAGGCAACCUUACACAGAUCAAGAAAAUCCUUCUCAACUUUGAACCAAAGGCACCUGUCCCAGCUCCGCAGAUCCAAGGUCCCAUCGAGCAGGUCAAAGGUUAUACAUUCAAUGUUACCUGCAAUGUAGAAUCACCCCUUGGAAUCCAGAUCAGGUGGAAAUGGGACUAUCCAGGUCUUCAUAACCCCAACGCUAAUCCCAAUAAUUAUCGGACUGAGAAAAGUUCCCGAGAACUGCAGGCAGAGGUUGGAGAUUCUACGCGUGCCUUCAGGAGAUUCAAGGGGACGCUGACUGUCUUUCAAGCCAGUCCAAUAGACAAUGGUACCUACACCUGUACUGUCAUUAAUAACAAUGGCAAUGGAAGCACCACACAUGCUGUUAGCAUAUUAGACCAAGGCUAUAUUCACAUGGAGCCACUGAAAGGUGAGUUGAUGCAGCUAGUAAGCGGUGAGGAACAUGCUAAAGAUCGUGAUCGGAUCAUGGUACAUCUGAAGUACUUCCCCAACGCUGACUUCACCUGGUUCAAAGAUGGCAUCGAGGUGGACGCUCUUGAUCAAUAUCUCUUCAAGAGUCGUAUCAAGCAGGAUGUUGCUCAGGUCAAGCUGCUCAACAUCAAUGCUCAACAUGCAGGGAAUUACACCCUGAUCGGAGACAAUGGAGAUGUCCAGGAGAGUGUUACCAUCAGAGUAGUUGUUCAUGAUGUUGAAGAAGGCUUGACCAUCGAAGGGCAAGAAGAGACCACUAUCGUUGAAGAAAAAGGAAAUCUAACACUUCAUUGUAAGAGCAGCUCACAUAUCUUUGACAACAUCAAGUGGCUUGUCGUAAGAAGCCAUGGAUCCACCAAUGAGAGCAGACUGCUACGACCUCGAGAGGAACGUGUGACCAUCACCUCUUACUCCGAUGGUGAUUUCAAUGUAACCCAGCUUCACAUCCAGGACAUGGGGCGUUCUGAUGAUGGGAUCUAUAUCUGUCUGGCUCACAGUGUCCUGGAUAGUAGAGAUACCAAGGAGGUUGAGGCUGCAGUACAAGUACAAGCUAUCAGAGUUCCUGAGAUGAUAAUGGGAUUGGAGACAGAAGAGAUUAAUAAGAGCCUGAAGGAUUUCACUCUUGAGUGUGAGGCAUCUGGUUUCCCUACCCCUAAGAUCACAUGGUUUAAGGAUGGUAGCAAACUUGAGAUAAAGGACAGUAUUGUGGUGCUACCUAAUGAUCAUGCUGUGUCUACACUGAGAAGGACCCGGAUUAACAUGGUAGAUAGUGGACUCUACUGCUGUGUGGCCAGCAAUGCAGGAGGGCAGGUCAACAGUUCAGCAGUCAUCAUUAUAUUAGAGGAACCAUACAUGAGAGUGAAAGAGGAUGUCAAAUUGGUUGCCAUGGGAGGCACAGCAAACAUAACCUGUCAUGAUGGAGGCAACCCCAAGCCUACCAUUGUUUGGUAUCACCAACCUAAAGACCAAGCCAGUGAAAUGCGCAUCCUACCAGCACAGAUGUACAACAGCACUGAGGGUGUCUUGGUGCUCCAUGAUGUGCAGAAAGAUCAGCAGGGUACUUACCUGUGCAAUGCAACCAACAGACUGGGUAGUAGCACCCGUACUGUCAGUAUCAAACUAGAUAUGCCUCGCCCCAUAUUAGGGCCUGGUGAUGUCAAGAGAAAUACCGCCCUCGGUGUUGUCUUUGUGCUUCUUCUUGUUGUCGUUGCUCUCAUCAUUGUCAUCUUCAAGAUCAAAAAGCUAAGACCGAAGUACAUUGCUGGUGGAGAUGAUAUGUUGCUACCUAUCUCAUUUGGACAGUACAAUGAUCUUUUAGACAUAUGUGAACAUCUCCCCUAUGAUUCCAAAUGGGAGUUCCCUAGAGAGAGGCUCAAAAUAGGUCCCGUGAUUGGUCGAGGAGCUUUUGGUCGUGUGAUGAGAUCUUCAGCGUUUGGCAUUGACAAGGUCGAUACAUGUACCACAGUGGCUGUCAAGAUGUUGAAAGAGGAUGCUUCUGAUAGUGAAAGGAAAGCUUUGUUAACUGAACUUAAGAUGCUGAUACACAUUGGACCACAUCUCAACAUUGUUAACCUGCUUGGAGCAUGCACUAAGAAAGAUCUAUUCGUCAUCUCUGAGUUCUGCCCAUUUGGCAAUCUGUCAGACUAUCUCAAGACCAAGCGUAAGAACUACGUUGCAGAGCCAGACCUGCUUGCCAUUGCUUGCAUGGGGCCAGUAGACAGGAGCUCGCGAGGUAGCAGCCGUGGAGGAGGAGAUGGUUUCAUGGGAGCUAGAGGGGGAUCCACCUUGGAGGUUGGAGAUGAUGAUGUCUUUGAGUACAUGGAGAAGGAGCAGCCGCUGACUCUCAAGGAUCUUAUCUGCUACUCAUACCAGGUUGCUAGGGGCAUGGAGUUCUUGACUUCUAAGAAGUGUAUUCACCGUGACUUAGCAGCCAGAAAUGUCCUCCUAGCAGAGAAUAAUAUCGUCAAAAUCUGUGAUUUUGGUCUAGCCCGAGACAUCUACUCAGAUCCUGACUAUGUAACACAAACAGGGGGAAGACUUCCUAUCAAGUGGAUGGCUCCUGAAUCUAUCUUUGACAAGGUCUUCACAAUCUACAGUGAUGUGUGGUCUUUUGGAGUGUUUAUGUGGGAAUGCUUUGCUCUGGGUGGCUCUCCAUACCCUGGUGUUGUGGUUGAUGAAGAGUUCUACAAUCGUCUCAAGAGUGGAUAUAGAAUGUACACUCCUGAUUAUGCACCAAUUGAAAUUUAUCACGUCAUGUUGGAUUGCUGGCACACAGAACCCAAGGAAAGACCUCACUUCAGUGAGUUGGUUCAUAAGCUUGGAGAUCAACUAGCAGCUAAUGUCAAGCAGGAGUACCUUGAUCUUGAUUGUGCAUAUGAUGAGCAGGUAGCAUCAAGACCGAUAUCAUUCUACAAUGAGGACGAAGAAGAAGAUGCAUCCACAUCACAUGACGGUCAGGUGACCUUGGGAGAGGAUGCCCUUCAGGUGGAAGCAGAUAUCUCAUUACCAAGUACUUCAGGUUAUCAGCCCAACCAUCCAAGUACAUCAUCUACCUUCCAGCUUGAGGAUGAGAGACCAGUCUGUGCCAGCUUAGAGGGAAGGACAGUAUCAUCCAUCCAUGCUAGCCUCACGGACAUCUCAUCAUCAGAACCCUGUGAUGAGGAGGAUGAUACGGGAGGAGAAUCCACAAAGUCGUCAACGACAUCAGCAAGGUUACCGUUGCACAGACCUAACAGUUUGUCGGCACUGGACAGCCUUCAGCAGACAAUGACCAACCCAGUCUUCCAUCAUCAUCAUCACCACCAUCACUCAUCUAACCAUCAUCAUCAUCAUAACCAUGGCAAUAACAGCACCAGUAAGAGUGAAGAAUCAGUGUCAUCAGACUCAUCUAGUGGGUUCAGAUCAGGUGGCUAUGGGUCAGACGUCAAUGAUGAACCUCCUCCAGAAUACAGUAAAGUCAUGCAAGUGGCACUGCACAAAGAAACUUCACUGUUUUGGCCAAGAGGUACCAAUGGACAGUGAUAUAUAAACUAUCACAGAGUAAUGACAUUGAAUGGAAAGAGAGACAGACAGUCAGAGCUCACCAUCAUAGACCUUUAACUGUAGUGACACUAGAUCUGGAGAGAUUUGACACGAUGUCAGUGAUAUGCAAAGCAUCAGUUCUUUUAUCUUUUGAACCCAGAAGACUUGGAACAUCAUUAUUUGUAAAGGUUGGUAAUACAUAUGAUCAAUUCUUCCCGUAACAGUAACCAGAAAGAAUAAUGACAUGGAUUAAAAAUUCUUUAAAAGAGCAAUAACUAGAAAAGAGAUUGUAAGAAGGUGCCUUUAUUUUGACACGAUAGGAGGUGAGUUUAUUAUUGUAUAUUGGUCGGUGUAUCUUCUAUUAUCCUGUGUAUUAUUGUGUACAAAAUGUGAAUGCUGUAUCUAUUUGUGUAUAUACCUCAUUAAUGUGUCUCAGUUCGGUACUCCUGUAUUGGAGAGAGCAACUGAGAGAGAGAGAGAGAGACAGAGAGACAGAGAGAGAGACAGAGAGAGAGAGACAGAGACAAAGAAAGAGAGAUAGAGAGAGAGAGAGAGAGAAAGAGAGAGAAAAAAGAGAAAGAGAGAGAGAGAGAGAGAGCGUGUGUUAGACUGUAAAAGUGAGAAAAACAGAUGUCAGGUGAGAAAGAGAGAAAUAAGAAAUUAAAUAUUAUAAAUUUUCAUCAAACAUGUGCUACAUGCCGGAAGGAAUUAUACAAAAAUGGUGCUACUGUUAUAUUAUAGUUAUAUUUGCCUUACACUGGACUGCCUAGAUAAAAAGAAAUAACUAGAAAAAUAAUAAAUGCCAUUUAAUGUUACCAGAGUACAUGGCUUGUUAGACUUUUGAUUUCUCUCAAAAUAAUGUAGGUGAUUAUGAUUAGAGAUUGUAGUUUUCCCUUUAAUCAUGGAAAUUUAUUUGAUUAAUAUCAUUUUCGAUAUCUUGUUCACACCCUAAAACAAUCUAAGAAUCAUGAAAUUGAUUGAAUAUUAUGUGAGAUACAUGGAAAAUGUGGUUUUAUUCAUUUAAUAUUUAAAUUAUUGAUGGAUACUUCAAUAAAGCUAAUAACACAUUUGUGGAAAUAUUACUUCUGGUAAUUUUUAAUUAAGAAUAAUUCAUUUAAUAUUAAAUCAUCUCUAAAUAACUGGCAUGGUGAUAAUAUUACUUUUAAGAAUACCAAACGCCAAAUUUUAAUUACUAAAAUGUUAAUUAGACCAAUCCUAUGAAUUAAUAGUGCAUGUUUUAUUCUUUUUUAUAUAUUAGAAAUAUGUGCAUGAUUUUCAUGCUAUCGAUAAUUUGUCUGUGCUAUACUAGUUGAAAGAGAAUUUCCAAUUUCCAAUCUUACAGAUUGAAGUUGUGAAUUUCUUGAUAUGCUUUAGAGAGUUUGAAUUGAGGGGAUUUCCCUUAUUAUCUGGUAAAGGGAAUUCCCCUAUUACCCGGUAGUGUAACCGUAUACAUAGCCAGAAGUUUAACAUGUGUAAAUAUUUAUGUAGUAUUAAACAAGUGUAAUGUAGUAGUACACUUUAGUAUUCAGACUAGUAAUAUCUGUCACACAAAUAUGGAAUGUAAUGUAUGUCUAUGUAUAUAUGUGAAACUCUGUUUACUAUGAUAAAUCCAGAUUUCUGUGUCUUGUGUUUUUGCCAUGUCUAAAUUUAUUCAUUGUAAAUAGAAGCUUUUAUGUUUACUUUGCGAAGGAGAAGGCUUGCAUCAUGGAUAAUCAUUUUAAAGAGCUGACAGAAUCAGCAAUACCUUUUAAAUUGGCAACACCAUUUUCUUAUUCUUUCAUUGUACAAAUUUAUCUCAGAUAUCAUUAUCUUGUAUUGAAAUUGAAUUGUAAUACAUGAUAUUGACUAAUACAGAAACCCUGCUUGUUGGUUAAAUAUAGCAGUAUAGAUUUUGCAUUUGAUUAUGCUUUGCCAAUUUAAGGAUGAGGUUGAAGCACAUAUCUGAUAGAUGUAUUCAUGUAUACCAGAGAUAUUAAUCUCUGUCAUCUUACUGCCAUCCAUAUCACAUCUUGCCUAUCUUCAAUGCUCCUCAUUACAAGUUUAACGAAAAGAAUUUCAUAAAAAACAAAUUUUAUUUCUUCCAAGUUAUGACAAUUCUUUUUAUGUUUUAGAUAUAUUCCCAAACUGACAAGGCUGAAAGUUCCAUAGGUCACAACCCACCAGUUUUAGUGUUAUAUUUGUUAUCCAUCGAUUCCAUUUACCACUGUAUCAUGUCCAUCUUUGAUAUUUCAUGUGAACUUUGUAAGAUUAUAUUUGUGCUGCAUUCAAUAUUUGCCUCAGAAACCGAUAGAGAUAAUUGUUUUUCCAAAUAUUUGUGACCUAACCUGUCUUGUAUUUAAAGAAAAGCUGCACAGGUAAAUAAAUCAAACAAAUAUGAACUUCAACAUGUGUCAAAGAAUUGCACUUUUGGAAAAGAAAAAAAAUUAAUGUAUUUUAUGUUCAUCCUACUAAUAUAUUCAGUGUAAGCCGAAGGCAGACUCAAAUAUCUAUGUGCCAAAAUGUUGUUUUGUGGAAAAUGGUGCUAUUACCCUUACCCUAAGUGCAAUUAUUUUCCCUUAAAUUCCCAUUUCAUGUUCUUAAAGGGUUAUAUACCAAUUCCAAUUUAUGCAAUAUUAGUUGUUCUCUUUUGCUAUUAAUGUUUCAUUCUGUUAAGUCAUCAUUUGUUGGGCCAGUAAUCUUUACCAUGGUUGUUUAUAUUUUGAUUAUGUUGGAAAUAUGAAUAAAAUUAUUCUUAUUGUGAUGAAAAAAUUCUGUUGUUAUAUUUUGCAAAUGUUAUUUGGCCUUUGACCUGUAGAUCUCAUUCUCACUAGCAGAGUCUUUUAAUGAAAGUAUACCUUCAUUAGCCUAAUUACUUGUGCAUUCAAUUCAUGGUAGUAUUGAAAAGGAUGGAAUUUUCUAAUUAUACUAAUGCAAUUUAAUUGUGAAAGGCAAGAAAGAGGUUUGAUACUUUUGAUUUGAGUUAUAGACUUCCCUCUUUCUCCAUUGUAUAUGAUGUGAAUAGAAGGCAUAACAAUAUUAUAAAUUGUAAAUAGAUCAUAUUCUUUUAUUGUUUCCUCUUGUUUGACAGUAUUUUAACAUAUGUAUGCCACUAUUGCUUACCUCGAAUUUUGACAAGUCAUCUUUAUUAUUGCCAUGCUUGAAUGAGUUUCAUGAGUUCUGACUGUAGAAUCUUUCUAUGCUGCUAUGGUGGUCACAUACAUUGAAUAUAAUUUUAUAUCAGGAGCUUACAACUAUUCCCUAUCUUUCUAUGAUACCUUGGCCUUGAUUGUCAGCAAAAUUGGAAAAUUGAAAGAAAGUUUUUAUAUUUUCAGUCCCAGCAAAUCAUCUGAAAAGGAAUAUUAAUUUGAGAUAUUUUCAGUUCCAGCAAAUUAUCCAGAAAGAAAUAUUAAUUUAAGAUAAAGCUCAUGAAGUAUAUAAUAGCAAACAAAGUUAACUACAUAAUGUUUUUUUAAUUACUGUUUUGUGUUUGCGAUUUUCUGUUUGUUACUCAUUAGAAUUCCUGAUUACAUUUCGAGAUGUCUUGUCCAUUAAGAUAUGACCAUUAUCAAUAAAAGAUUUUUAUUUUGAUACAUUACA
Strongylocentrotus purpuratus (purple sea urchin) is the source of this 9261-nucleotide messenger RNA. Its product is annotated as vascular endothelial growth factor receptor 1. Gene Ontology annotation, molecular function: ATP binding; transmembrane receptor protein tyrosine kinase activity. The transcript has 25 exons. Bases 271 to 5685 code for a protein of 1804 amino acids. The record is from RefSeq and is a predicted model, not a curated record. Lineage: Eukaryota; Metazoa; Echinodermata; Echinoidea; Camarodonta; Strongylocentrotidae. Gene Ontology annotation, cellular component: signaling receptor complex. Gene Ontology annotation, biological process: protein phosphorylation; multicellular organism development; cell surface receptor protein tyrosine kinase signaling pathway.